AUGGCGUCGUCGUCGAACAUAACGCAAGUGUUGGAAACGGGCUCGAAGAAAAUGUCUGUAGGAGAUUACGACGAAAUUUACAAAUUCAGCUGUGAUCUGGUGAAGCGCGUCGGGGCAGAGAUCGUUGCGGCGUCGCGAGUGCGCGAAAAGCUCUACGAGACUAAGAGCAGUGCGAUCGACUUUGUCACGGAAACGGAUGGCCGGGUGGAGAAGCUGCUAAUGGACGCCAUCGCCAAGAGGUAUCCGGACCACGUGCUGAUUGGUGAGGAGAGUGCAGUCGAAGGCAAGCACCAGGAGCUGACUGACGCGCCGACGUGGAUCGUGGACCCAAUCGACGGCACGAUGAACUUCGUGCACUCGUUUCCCUGCUCAGCCAUUUCACUCGCGCUGUGGGCCAACAAGACGGCUGAGGUGGGACUCGUGUACAACCCGACGGAGAACAAGCUGUAUUCCGCACGGCGUGGCGGCGGUGCGUUCCUCAACGGUGAUCCGAUCCACGUGUCGGGAACUAAGGAGCUGUCGCAGGCCCUGGUCAUGUUCGAGGUGGGCACGAGUCGAGAUCCGGCUAAGCUUCGUUGUGUCGCAUCCAACUUCGCCGCGCUACAUCCCAGGAUCCACGGGUUCCGUUCCCUAGGCUCGGCGGCGCUCGACAUGUGCAUGGUGGCCCAGGGAGGCGCGGAUGCAUACUACGAGUACGGCCUGCACUCGUGGGACAUGGCGGCCGGCGUGCUGAUUGUGAGGGAAGCUGGCGGCUACGUGUGCGACACGACGGGCGCUGAUUUUGACCUUUUGUCGCGCCGAGUCCUGUGCGCUGCUAAUUCGGAGCUUGCCUCGCAGAUGUCGCCCAUGCUAGCGCACGUGGAUCUUCCCAGGGACUAAAUUCCACUCUCCCUCUGUCUCGGCUUUUUGUUAUUCCUUUCCGAACAAUGGGCUAUAACACCUCAAACUGGCCAUCACCGAUAGAACUCCCUCCUUGUUUUCUCCGACUCUUUUUGUCAUUUCUGAGCAAUUUUCCCAUCCCCAUGAGCCACGAACAUAGCGUAUCCAUUUGCUGAUCGAUUGAUCGGGAGCAAGGAAGAUUUCCAGCGCAGUCGGCGGAAAAUUGAGCGCGAUUGAAUGAUUCCUCCACGUGUGCUUACGAUACUUAUGAUUGCGCUUUGAAUCUGAAUCUACAUUGCGGCAAUUGUUGAAGACACUGGGCGUGUGAAUGAGUCUCAGUGUUGGUAUGAAAAAGAAGUACGUCUUCUGUAGUAAUGAUGAAUUUCCGAUGCAGGAAUCCUUCUUCGGUUGUUAAUGGAAGAACUUACCUAUACUACAGACUACUCGUUUGAUUUGUCUUGCUUUUUAAAGUUGAGGUUUUCUGUGCAGUACGAUACUACGGUAUGUCGAGCAUAUAGCGCCAGCAAACAUGCAUGACUGCAUGAAACCUUGAAAUAUUUAUUGAUCCCCGUUCGCUGUUAUUUUCAUUCUAUAUACUGUAUCUCCCAUUUUCCUAAUCGCGUCAUUUUUUUGGUUUUUCAAAGUACAGUACCGUAUUUUGAUCGACUGUGUUUUAACCGUAUUCAAUCGGACCAGUCGUUGAGCUGGUAGGCAUUGGAAUUAGUUGAUGAAUUGAUUUGAUGGUACUGAUGUGCUGGAGGUUAUUCUGCCCUCCGUGUUGAUCGCGGUUACCGACAAGAAAGCCCUCGGUUCGAUUGUAUUCGGAUGCGAAGGCGAGGCAUCUUUUUUUAAUUUACUGUGGAAUGAGGAAUGAUUUUGGAUCGUUGAUUUUGCGUGUCGUUCUCGCAUAAGCUUACGGCUGGGGAUUCUUAUCUCGGCCCAUUCAUGAAACGUGCUCGUUUCGUCCGUUUGAAUCAGGAGCCGAUUUAAUUUGCCUUAUCGAUAUUUUUGAAAAUCAACCUUUACUGUCACAUGCUUCUGCUACCUGAAUGUUGUGUGCACAUGUGAAAACGAAGGAAGGAAGUGAUGGAAUCGUGUGUUUACCACAAGCUGUCUUUCUGAGGCAAGCGGCAACGAAGAUGACCUCCGCUCAUACGGGUGGAUCCACGCGUUCACUCUAAACGUGUUAUGCACGUACCAAUUUUAUUCCGUCUUUCCUUUGCCGAGAAUGGAAGGGAAACUGCUUCACUGUACUGUACGUGCUUGCACAUUGUGGAAUCAAAGCGCUGCUAGUCACGGGACAUUUUUGCUGCGACCGCAAAGGUGAUGGUUGUUCAUGUUGAUGUGGACCCGAGAUGUGGAAUGCCGAAAGGAUUUGUGGAUCGACCGGUCGAAGAGAAAAGAAAUUGCAGUCGUCGCGUUAUUGAAUUAUUAUUUUUGUUCAUCAUUAAUCCUGGGCGCUGAUGAUUCGUUCUUAUGCUUCGAUUCGUGGCAUUUCAAUUGUCCGAUAGCUCGUGCGAAAAAUAAAUGGUGAAACAGUUGGA
Notodromas monacha is the source of this 2423-nucleotide messenger RNA. Lineage: Eukaryota; Metazoa; Arthropoda; Ostracoda; Podocopida; Cyprididae. The record is from the annotation of a GenBank genome assembly.